AUGGUUACAGGACUGGAUUUAUGCCGAGGCUUGUUAAACUUUAUACGAAGGAGAGGACCCGCGGUCGGCUGUGUCAAUUUGAAUAGACAAUCAAACUGCGCCACGUGGCUAAGUAGCUUAGUGCCAGCACCAGUGCCUUCCCUCAGCAACACCACUACCACUAGUGCCUUUCCUCAGCACCAACACCAGGGCAUUCCCUCAGCACCAGCACCAGUGCCUACCCUCAGCACCAGCACCAGUGCCUUCCCUCAGCACCAGCACCAGUGCCUUCCCUUAGCACCAGCACCAGUGCCUUCCCUUAGCACCAGCACCACACCAACACCAGGACAUUCCCUCAGCACCAGCACCAGUGCCUUCCCUCAGCACCAGCACCAGUGCCUUCCCUCAGCACCAGCAACAGUGCCUUCCCUCAGCAACACCACUACCACUAGUGCCUUUCCUCAGCACCAACACCAGGGCAUUCCCUUAGCACCAGCACCAGUGCCUUUCCUCAGCACCAGCACCACACCAGCACCAGUGCCUUCCCUCAGCAACACCACUACCACUAGUGCCUUUCCUCAGCACCAACACCAGGGCAUUCCCUUAGCACCAGCACCAGUGCCUUUCCUCAGCACCAGCACCACACCAGCAACAGGGCAUUCCCUCGCCACCACUACCACUAGUGCCUUUCCUCAACACCAGCACCAGCGCCUUCCCUCACUACCAGAACUAGUUCCUUCUCUCAGCACCAGCACACCAGUGCCUUUCCUCAGCACUAGCACUAGUGCCAUCCCUCAUGACCAGCACCAGCACCAUUGCCUUCCCUCAGCAAACGCGCCUGUGCUUUCCCUCAGCACCAGUAUCAUUGCCUUCCCACAACACCAGCACCAGUGCCUUCCUUCAGCAUCAGCACCACCACCAGUGCCUUCCCUCAGCACCACUACCAGUAGAUUUCCUCAACACCAGCACCACCACCAGUUCCUUCUCUCAGCACCAGCACACCAAUGCUCCCUCACCACCAGCACCAGCAUUAGUGCCUUCCCUCAACACCACCACCAGUUCCUUCUCCCAGCACCAAUACCAGUGCAUAUGCGUAGGGGGUGGAUGGCAGGGGGACCAAUUGCCCCCCUACAGUUCUCAGAUACAAGUGAAAUUCGGGCGGCGCCGGACAGCGCGGACACUGGCAGUGUGGUCUAUAUGGAGUCCGUAAGACCGUAUAGCAACCGCCUUGUAGAGGAACAGGCUGAAGAAUGUGAUGCUAGAGAUCUCCUAAAUCGUGAUAGCGGAAAAGAACCUCCAGAAGGUCACACUAAGCACAACACUUUCUCCAGUUCAUUUAAAUUAAAUGAAAACAGAGUUUUGCACUCUCGAGACAUCUGGGACUACGCACUCUGGAUGGACCACGGUUCACACUUGUUCACGCUACUCAUUUCAAAGCUUCUGACUCCGACUUUGAUUUUUAGUUACAGAAUCAGCAAUCAACACAAGCACCACUACCAGUGCCUUUCGUUAGCACCAGUACCUGUACCUUCCCUCAGCACCACCACCAGAAACAGUUCCUUCACUGAGCAUCAGUAUGAACAUCAGAACCAAUACUACCACCAGAACCUUUCCUCAGCAACACCAGUGCCUUUCCUCAGCAUGAACAGAAGCAUCAGUGCCUUCUCUCAGCACCAACACCACAACACCUACACCAACAGCAAUACUGCCUUCUCACAGCAUCAGCAGCACCACCAGAGUCUUUCCUCACCACUAGCAAUAGGGCCUUAUUUCAGCACCACCAACAGUGCUUUCCCUCAGCCACAGCACCACUACCAAUGCCUUCCCUCAGCACCAGGACCAGCACCAGUGUGCAGUGCCUUCCCUCAGCAAAAGAACCACACCAGCACCAACACCAGUUUCUUUCCUCAGCACCAACACCAGUGCCUUCUCACAACACCAGAACCGGCACCAGUGCCUUCCCUCAACACAAGUACCAGUGCCAUCCCUCAGCACCAGCACCAUUGCCUUCUCUCGGCACCAGCACCAGUGCCUUCCCUCAGCACCUGCAUCACCACCAAAACUCUAUCUCAACACAAGCACUACUACCAGUGCCUUCCCUCAACAUUAGCACUAGUGCUCUCCCUUAUCAUCAGCACCAGCACCACCACCAGUGCCUUCCCUCGGCACCAGCACCACUGUCUUCCCUCAGCACCAGCACCACUGUCUUUCCUUAGCACCAGUGCCUUCCCUCAGCUCCAGUACCAGUACCAGUGCCUUCCCUUAGAAACAACAUGA
Portunus trituberculatus (swimming crab) is the source of this 2256-nucleotide messenger RNA. Its product is annotated as flocculation protein FLO11-like. The record is from RefSeq and is a predicted model, not a curated record. Lineage: Eukaryota; Metazoa; Arthropoda; Malacostraca; Decapoda; Portunidae. The coding region runs from base 1 to 2256 and encodes 751 amino acids. The transcript has 13 exons.